AUGUCUUCGGACCCACCUGUUCCGGCAACAUCUUUGGAUUCUGGUCAGACCUCUUCAAUACCAACCAUGUCCACUCCUACCGCCCGUUCGAGGUCUUUAAGAGUACGCCCCUCGGAUCCCGGACCUCCUGUUCAGAAUGUCUCUCCCAUAGCUCUAGCCCUUAAGCUCCCGGUGCCUUCAGCUUUCCGUGAGCCCACACCGAAAGAACUAAACAGUAUUUCACGAAGGCUCGGAGAAGAUACUAUCCGCGCGAAAAGGGAAGAAUUGGUCGCUGAGAAAGAGCAGAAGUUGAAGCAAGUGAUAGAUUCUCACGAUGAUGCCAUCAGGGAGAAGUUUCAUCUGGAAAGAUUCGUUACCAUGAUAACAGGCUGGGAUCCAAAGUCGGCAAAAGUUGACAAUUCUCCAGUCUUCGUUGAGUGGAGGGACAACAAACACAACCUGCUUUCUUUGCUUCCACCCUCUUCGUCUAUACCAAGCCCAUCAUCGCAAGCUGGACCUUCGCGACCGCGUACCUCCCUUCCAGCCAGAACGACUCGUCGAGCAGCUCACGAACAAUCAGAAAUCCUCGCUCAAGUCGUUACUCCUGUCACAACCUCUGCUCCCGCUAACGGUCAUAUCACAUCUAUCAAGGGGAAGGGCAAGGCGGUCGAGCCUUUACCUGAAGCGUCGCCUGCGAAUGGGAGCAGUAGAGUAAAGCGCAGAAAUAGCGAAUAUGUGAUGGAACAUGCUGAGUCUCUGGAAGAAACCCCUGUUAAAGGUAAACCAGGUCGCAAAAAGCGAGAAUCGGUCAUCAUCACGGAAAUGCCACCGCCUCCUGUACCAGUAAACAAAGGUAAAACAUCUAGACGGACCACAAUGGGGGUGUCUAUAAAUGAGGUGGCAGGAAAUGGGGAAGUGAAUGAGGAAAUGCAGGAUACAAUCGAUAUAAAAGGCAAAAAACGUGGAAGAAUGUCGUUGCCGAAUCUUCCAGCUGCAAAGAAAACCAGAGGAUCUAAAGUAAUCGAAGAGCCCGAUCCCGAACCCGAACCUAGUCCCUCACCAGUGAUUGAAGCCCCUCGUGAAUCUUCGCAUAUUUCUGCAACACCCGUCCCCCUACCCUCAUUGUCUCACUUACCCUUCCCACCGCCACCACGACGUUCACAUGAAAAACUCAUCGGUGCGAAGAAGAUACGCUACACUGAUCCAACUCAGAAACCACCGGCUUCCCCUAAACAUGGUGGACACGUUUCACCAAUACUAGAAUCGUAUAUAAAUAUCGAAGACAAUGGACCUUCAUUGGAUUUGAAGAUACUUGAGUCCCGUGCAAAUCGUGAUGGAUAUUUCAGAGCGAGAGUACUGUAUCUCCAAUCGCAAGGGAGAUUACAACGGCUACUAGAUGAGAUUGAGGAUCCUUUAAUUACGAGAAACACAAAUCACAAAACACAACCAAAGAACUUUGUGAGGAAAACAGAUUUUCAAGAUUCAUUGAUGGCGCAUAUGGUUCAGGUGAGAAAUGCCAUGCUCAAUGAAGCGAAAAUGAAACCAGUGGUGUGUAAAAGGAUGGCGAGGAUGAUACAAACUUACUGGGAGAGAAUUGAAGGUAGAGAAGAACGAGAAAAGCUAGCUGAGGAGAAGGAGAGGAAGAGAUUAGGAAAAGAAUUGGUCAAAGGCUUGAGGAAGAGAUGGGCUUUAGCUGUCAAGAUUGUUCGAGCGAAGUUACUUGAACUUCAGAAAAUCGAACAAGAUCGACUGGGUAAAGAACAUCUCCAAAACAUCCUACAGCGAAGUACGGGACUACUGGAAGCUCAAGUUGCUGGUCAAGAUGAAGAAGACAGUCAAAAUGAUUCAGAGGCUACGGACGAUGUCUCAUCUGCUGAUAACAGUGAUGAAGUCGUCGAAGAGGAGCAGGAAGAUUUCGAUGAGGAGACGGAGAGGGUAGAAGAGCUCGAUCUGGCUUCUUCUGUACCGCCUGACCCCGUUGCUGGAAGUGAAGAUAUACUGGAGCCACAAGGGGACGGUAAAGACGAAAAGGAGGAAGAACGCGAGGACGAGGACGAGGACGAGGACGAGGACGGCAAUGAUGAUGAUGAUGUCGUCGAUAGUGCACGUGAAGUCGAUUUAUCGUUCCUCGUCGCGGAUGAUGUGGACGUAAAUCAAGGCUCGGAAACAGGAGUGAAGCAGGUGGUCGCGAUAACGGAGAGGUCAGCACCAGUCCUUGGCAUGAAUGGACAACUCGCAUUUCGUCCAACAGAUACAGCUAUCCUUGAAGUACCGAGGGUAGGCGGUAUCACCGCCUUUACCAGUCCUGCUAGUCCUCCUGCUGCCUUAUCAUCUCCUGAUCCCAUCGAUUCCCUCCCUACUAUCCUUUCUAGUCCCACCAAAGUGGUCAUCAAAGGUCACACGUCCCCAUCCCCUUCACUUUCUGUUGCACCAGUCCCACGAUCUCGUCGGGCUAGAAAGAUCAAACCUCCAUCUCUGGUGACGGAAGAUGAUCCCGAUGCCAACGAUAUCGAAUUUACUGGCCCCCCCACCUCUGAUAUCGACGAACAAGACGUAGAAUUGGAUGUUGAAAUGGAAGAUGAGGACGAAGACGAAGAACGGGACAGCGAAGAUGAUGGCUUGAAGGAAGAUGCUGAUAUGCCGAUUGAAGAACUUUUGAAGCGGUAUGGAUAUCCUGUGCCUUCAGAGGAGAACCCGCAUAAUGUGGCGGAGGACAUAAUACAGGUCAAUGGUGAUAGCAAACCCGAGGAAGUAUUUGAAACAAAUGGACAUAACACCUAUAACCCCCGGGACGAGCAUCAGCUUAACGGCGAGAGCCUCGUUAUGCCGGACGCGCGAGAGGAGACAGUGAACGACCAAUCAUUACUUGAUGAUCAGUUACCACCAUUACCCGUGUCCCCUCAAUUGAUUGUGGAAGGUAAAAGACAAAGAAGAGCAAGAUCCGUUUGGAGUCCGAAAGAUGAACUACCUCAACAGCUUUCGACAUCGAAAAAACCCAAGCUCGAGCUUGUGAAUCACAGAGAAGGGUAUGGAUCUGAUAUUACCUCCGACCAUGAAGAAGAAGAAGAGGAAGAAGAAGAAGAAGAAGAUUCCGAGGAAGACGACGAUGCCGAGGAUGGAGAGGGUGAAGUCGAAGAAGAUGAAAAGAUGGAAGUUGAUGACGGACCUAGAGUCAGACAACCUUUCCUCCUUAGGGGAACGUUAAGACCGUAUCAGCAAGCUGGAUUGGAAUGGCUAGCCAGUCUUUGGGAGAAUGGUAUGAAUGGUAUUCUGGCGGACGAGAUGGGUCUUGGGAAAACCAUUCAAACCAUCUCUCUUCUAGGUCACUUGGCUUGUGACAAAGGCAUUUGGGGACAACAUCUGAUCAUCGUACCAACCUCCGUCAUCUUGAAUUGGGAAAUGGAGUUCAAAAAGUUCUUUCCAGGAAUGAAAGUCUUGACUUACUACGGGAAUCAGAAAGAACGUAAAGAGAAAAGAAUAGGAUGGCACACAGAGAACGCUUGGCAGGUUUGCAUAACUUCGUACCAAAUUGUUCUAGCCGAUCAACAUAUCUUCAGAAGGAAAAGCUGGACAUAUAUGAUCCUGGACGAAGCCCAUAAUAUCAAGAAUUUCAGAUCACAACGUUGGCAGACACUUUUAGGAUUCAAAGCUCGACGGAGAUUACUCUUGACUGGAACGCCACUACAGAAUAACUUGAUGGAAUUGUGGAGUUUACUAUAUUUCCUGAUGCCAGGAGGUAUAGGUGCGGAUGCGACUGCAGUGGUUGGUUUCGCGAAUCAUAAAGAUUUUAUGGAAUGGUUUUCUAAUCCGAUGGACAAAGCAAUCGAAGCUAGUGACGCGAUGGACGAAGACACCCUUGCUGUCGUGUCAAAACUGCAUACCCUUCUUCGACCAUUCAUCUUACGUCGACUAAAAUCGGAAGUCGAAACUCAACUUCCAGGCAAAUUCGAGCACGUUGUAUAUUGUCGACUCUCGAAACGACAGCGAUUCCUGUAUGACGAAUUCAUGGCCCGAGCUUCCACUCGAGAAGCAUUGUCUAGCGGCGGAUACCUAGGCGUGAUGAACACCCUCAUGCAAUUAAGGAAAGUGUGUAAUCACCCUGAUUUAUUCGAGGUCCGACCUGUCAGAACUAGUUUUGCUAUGGAUAGUGUAGCAAGUGAUUUCGAACCCAAAGAGCUUCUCGUGCGCCGACGAUUACUUGCUGCUGAAGAAGAGAGCAAAUUCGAUAUACUGGCCUCUGGAUUAGGGAUUACUGCGAAUGAGGCAGUGUCAGGCUGGGUAUGUCGAGCUCGGAAUGAUCUCGAUGCGAGUGAAAAACUCCCACAUGCUAUUGAACCGAUCGUCACUCGUCGGGGGAAACCACCGGCUGGACCAAAGAAAGAUACCAGGACUGUAGAAGGGUGGUUGAAAUACAGUGCAUGGGCGGAAGAUCAAGCGAGUAUCCGUCGUUGGAGAUCUCUUAGAGACGUCAAUCAACGUCGGUGCUCCCUCCAACCGAUAUAUGGUUCAACCUUUCUCAACAUGCUGGGUCACACGCCGAAUUACCUCCUACCACUGGAUAUCAAUCCUAGACGAGAGGAACUUUUCGCCGAUAAUAGACCUCCAGCAAGUAACCUUGUUGUAUCUCUACCUAACAGGGCCAAAACUUUAGAACCAGUCAUCGACCUGUUCGCCGUCAUACCGCCAAAUGUGGUAGCCCGAGAUAUGCCUCAAUAUGCUCUACCGGGAUUAACACCAACUUCUCAUCCUGCAUUAUUAGAAGAAUCUUUCGACACUCUACAUCGGUCGACAGUGAAACUUCAAAUCGCCUUUCCCGAUUCCAGCUUAUUGCAAUAUGAUUGCGGUAAACUACAAACAUUGUACACAAUGUUACGAGAUCUAAAAGCCGGCGGACAUCGAGUACUCAUCUUCACUCAAAUGACAAAAGUUCUAGAUAUCCUGGAAAUCUUUCUAUCUUACAACGGUCAUAGAUAUCUGAGGUUAGAUGGAUCAACCAAAAUUGAGGAUCGACAAAUAAUAACUGAACGAUUCAAUUCCGAUCCUAGAUUCUUCGUCUUCAUAGCAUCUUCAAGAUCUGGUGGAGUAGGAAUCAACUUGACUGGAGCAGAUACAGUCUUCUUCUAUGAUUCCGAUUGGAAUCCAUCGAUGGAUAGACAGUGUAUGGAUCGAGCUCAUCGUAUUGGACAAACUCGUGAAGUUCACAUUUACAGAUUUGUCAGUUCUCACACGGUGGAAGAGAACAUGUUGAGAAAAGCUGAACAGAAGAGAUUAUUGGAUAAGAUGGUGAUACAACAAGGUAGUUUUAACAAUGACUGGUGGGGUAAAGUGGGUUGGAAAGAUAUGUUUGGUGAAGUCAACGAUACCGAAAACUCAAAUCACAACAACGGACUCGCUGAAAACGGUGUCGAAGAGGAGACAGAGGAAGCUGGAGUGAUUGACGUGGAUGUGGAAAAUACACCGAUAGCCGAAGAUGUGGCAGUAUUGAAACCUAGAGCAGGUGAAGAAAGGGAAUUAGCAAGAGUUUUAGCUGAAGUCGAAGAUGAAGAAGAUGUUCAAGCUGCUCGUAUAGCUCAAAAUGAAGGUGAACUAGAUUUCCAAGAAUUCGAUGAAAACACGAAUACAACUGCAAUUACUGGGAAUAAAAAGAAUGAACCCAAUAACAAAGCAAAAGUCACUUUUGAUCAAGAUACCAAAGCAUCAGUAACGCCAUUACCCGACAGUGAAAAUCCAGGAAAUGAGGAAGGAAAAGAUGGAGCCGAAGAGGAAGAAGAAGGAUAUGAAGAUGAUGGAAUAGGAGGUGUAGAAGAAUACAUGUUGAAUUGGGUUGAACAGGAUUGGUCUUGGUUCAUCAAUUAUAGGGCGUAA
Messenger RNA from Kwoniella shivajii, 5844 nucleotides. RefSeq lists its product as uncharacterized. The coding region runs from base 1 to 5844 and encodes 1947 amino acids. The record is from RefSeq and is a predicted model, not a curated record. The transcript is spliced from 5 exons. Gene Ontology annotation, cellular component: Swr1 complex. Gene Ontology annotation, biological process: chromatin remodeling. NCBI's taxonomy places the organism in Eukaryota, Fungi, Basidiomycota, Tremellomycetes, Tremellales, Cryptococcaceae. Gene Ontology annotation, molecular function: ATP-dependent chromatin remodeler activity; histone binding; ATP hydrolysis activity.